AUGAGUGAUUCGGAUCUUGAUGCACUUCGUGCUAAGCGUUUAGCCGAAUUACAACAACAACAACAAGGCCAACAACGACCUAUGGGAUCUGAUCAAAACGAGAGAAAUUCAGGAGAAGAACAACGACAAAAACAAGAAGAUAUGCGUAAUACUAUGUUAAGUUCAUUAUUAACACAAGAAGCACGUGCACGUUUAAAUACAAUAUCAUUAACUAAACCAGAAAAAGGACGCAUGGUUGAAGAUAUUCUUAUACAAAAUGCUAGACGCGGUGCAUUUGGUGGAAAAGUUACUGAAGAACAAUUAAUUAGUCUUUUAGAACAAGUUAGCAAAGCUACAGAAAAAACAACAAAAGUUAAUUUUGAUCGACGACGUGCUGCACUUGAUUCUGAUUCAGAUUAA
Molecule: messenger RNA, 399 nt
Organism: Rotaria socialis
Lineage: Eukaryota; Metazoa; Rotifera; Eurotatoria; Philodinida; Philodinidae
Source: the annotation of a GenBank genome assembly